This is a messenger RNA of Trichobilharzia szidati, 1275 nucleotides long. The record is from the annotation of a GenBank genome assembly. Lineage: Eukaryota; Metazoa; Platyhelminthes; Trematoda; Strigeidida; Schistosomatidae.
GUGCACAUCAUUAGAUUAUUUAACAAAGAUAUGAUCAAAAUUCUUUAUUUCAUCUGAAUUAUUCUAUUAUCUAUCUAUCUAUCUAUCUGUGUAGUUAUCCUGUUAUCCGUAGGCACUAGAAUAACUAAUCAGGCAUUUGUACACACACACGCACUACUGCACAUUCGCACAAACACAUACAAGCACACAUAAUGAAUCCUAUUUGUUUAUUUGUGUGAAUGACCUCAAAUCGACUGAUUAGGCAUUCACAACAUAACUAACGACAACACUAACACUAACACCAACAACGACAACAACACCGACAACGACAAUAACAACACCUGAAAAAUAUGCAAAUAUAUAUAUUUAUGUAUAUACUUUUUUGUCAUUGAGUAAAAAUUUUAAGAGGGUGUAUAUAAAUCAUCUCCAUUGUUUGUGGUAGGCUCUAUAUUGUAUAUAUAUAAAUAGAGAGAGAGACUGAUUCAUAGAAGUCAAGCAUUGACAAUUGUGAAUAGAAUCGACAAUGCUGGAAGAAUUUAUCAAAGCUUAUCUCAGUGUAUGCUCUGAAGGUGAUAAUGUCGCUGAUCGAGAAGAGUUGAGUGAUUAUUGUAGGAAGAAAAAUCUUGAUAUGAAACUUGUUGAGCAAUGGAUUGAAAAAUUCGACGUUGACAAAGAUGAUCAAAUUUCAAUGGAAGAAUUUUGUCGGGCAUUGGGUUUAAGUCAGAAAGAAAUGCAAAUCGAAAAAGUUCAUCGUAAUGAAAGUAAUGCUGCUAAAGUACCAAAUGUUUCAUCUGAUUUUGAAAUUAUUCUCUCUAAAUUAUCAAAACAAGCUGAAUAUGAUAUCACUGAACGUGUUCGUGAACUAUUCGGUAAUUCAACAGAGAAUAAAGAUGCUGAAAUUAAAGAUAUAUCAAAUAAGCUGAAACAAUACUUAGAUGAUACAUAUGAUCGUGUCUGGCAAGUGGUUAUCUUACGUGGUUCAUAUUGGAUGAAUUUUUCACAUGAACCUUUUAAAUCAAUUCAAUUUAAAUAUGGUCCAUAUAUUGUCUUACUUUGGCGUACACCAAAAGGUUAAUUAGGAUGAUAACAAAAAUACAAAAAGAAAUUAGCAGAAUAAUAAGAAAAAAAAGAGCAGAAGACAAUUAUUAAAAAAAUUAACUCCAGCAGUGUUUAGUAAAGUUGAAUUAAAACUAUCUUCUUCAUCUGUUAUGUAUCUUAUCGUGUGUGUAUGUGCUUGUGUGCUGAAUACUUUAAGCUAUUAAGUUUUAUUUAUUAAAGAAAUAUUUUUUAAUAAAA